AUGUUUUUAGUGCUCAUAAUUAUCAUUUCCACUGUUCUAAUAUUAUAUAUAUUGUUUUUAAUAUUAGAAAACAGAAAGGUGUGUGACUUACAAAAGAAAACGUGUCUCUUCUCAAUGAAGUCUUCAAACAUCAAUUUUGUGAAACUUCAGAAUUCUUUUAUUUCAGUCAACAAAACUGAAAUAAUUUUUGAAAGUGAUGGUGAUACCUUGAUAGAUGUUGAUAGUGAAAGUCGUGAGUUAAUAUGUGUUGGAAAUACCUUACAUCAUACUGUCAAAGUCCAAUUCACGUUCAACACUUCAAAUGUUAAAUAUCAAAUACGUGCAGAACCACAAGUUAUUGCAAUACCAGAAGGAAAGGCUGUUGAAUUCGAAGUCUUUUUGAUGCCACUGUGCUCAACCAACAUCGACGAGGAAAUCACAUUAUUUGCUGUUGAUAUGAAGAAAGGAGAGAACUUCCAAUUUCCAUUGAAAAUCCGUGCACUAACCAAAAUGACAACACGACUAGAUUUCGACGAGUUGAUUGAAGAGAAGGUGAUCGGUGAAGGAUCGUUUGGAAUUGUGUAUAAAGGAAUAUACAGAGGAAAUUGUGUUGCCAUUAAAAAAAAGAAAGAAAUAAAAAACAAUGAUGAUGAUGAAUUUACAAAGGAGGUUAAUAUGUUAGACAAAUUUAGAUGUGGCUAUAUCGUACACUUCUACGGAGCUGUGUUUAUACCAAAUAAAGUGUGUAUGGUCACUGAAUUUGCAUCAUUUGGGUCUCUGCAAGAUUUGAUGAAACACAAAACAUCUGAAGAAGUCGAUGUGAAACUUCGAAUCAAAUUUCUUGUUGACGUUGCUAAUGGUAUUCUGUAUCUUCAUGAAAACGGCUUUUUGCAUAGAAACAUCAAACCGGAUAAUAUUUUGAUAUUUUCAAUGGACUUUUGUGAAAGUGUGAAUGCAAAAUUGACUGAUUUUGGGAGUGCCAGAAGUGUGAAUUUACUUAUGACAAAUAUGACGUUCACGAAAAAUGUUGGAACACCAACUUAUAUGGCACCAGAAAUAAAAACAAACAG
Messenger RNA from Entamoeba invadens IP1, 1049 nucleotides. Its product is annotated as protein kinase, putative. The record is from RefSeq and is a predicted model, not a curated record. The annotation marks the transcript as partial. Gene Ontology annotation, biological process: protein phosphorylation. The transcript has a single exon. Lineage: Eukaryota; Evosea; Mastigamoebida; Endamoebidae. Gene Ontology annotation, molecular function: protein kinase activity; ATP binding.